AUGAAAUCAGGUCAAGAUCACAGUAGCAACCCCUUUGUGGAUCCUGAAAAGACACUCUUGUGCGACAUUUCAUAUUUAAAAGACAUAUUUCCUGAUCCCCAAUACUCUUUUUCCCUCCUUCGCUUGCUUUCGAUGAUGAUGAUGCAUCCCAAACGUCUUCUCAAACUAUUCCUUGCCGACAACUUACAUGACAUUGGAGCAAAAAAAUCACCAGCCUAUGUAGCGAUAUCAGCUCCCGAGAAACAGACCAUUGGAUUCAUUACAUUACGACUAGCACCACCAGUGAAGAUCAGACGGCUUCAAGAUGUUCGAGACAUUUUCUUGAAUCAUGAAUUUCUUCGACUUUUAAUGCUUGCCGCAUGGCUUGUUCUUUGCGGCUUCAUAGAGACAUUUAUGGCUCAAUUGAGCGACAUCAGAUACCAUGCUGGCCCUGCUAUUAGCAAGCACCCCUUGCGUGAUCUCUUGCACGAUGCAUUUCCUCUCGUUGCAGAUACACAAAUAGUAAACUACUUGCUAACGGCCACUAUUGUCUACACGGUUGCUGGUUUCGCCAUUCAAUCACCAGAUUGGACCACUCGUUUCAUGAUCCUUAGAAGAUGGGCCUUCAUCAUGGGUUUCAUCUACGUUUUCAGAGGCAUUACAUUACUCGUUACCACACUUCCUUCCUCUCUCAUUGAUGAGUGCCGCCCUCCAGAGAUUGAAUUAACUGGCACUGUGGCUCAACGAUUUGGGUUCAUUAUGGAGGUUAUCGGCGGAACCGCUUUAACAUGUACAGACAACAUUUUCUCGGGCCACACCUCCAUGAUGAUGUCCUGCUGUAUGAUUUGGAGAGUCCACUCAAGACUUCGUAGACCAUUUAGCUGGUUGCUCUACUCUGUAGCUACUGCUGGCAUCCUGAUGAUUCUGUUCACAAGAUUCCAUUACUCUAUUGAUGUCGUACUUGCCAUUUACAUUACAUACACUGCAUGGGAUACUUAUUUACGCUACAUUCAAGAGGCAUCUAUGCGGUACAUGUUUGGCUUCACGAAUCACUCAACAUUUGACCUCUUUAAUACACAAAUCCAUACAGCAGAUGCCGCUCGCAUAUACGAAUAUCUGAACUGGCAGCCUCAUCCGCUAGGCAAAAAAUGGAUGAUGUGGUUCUUUAUGUAUGUCGAUGGCCUCGACAUUCGUCUCCGGGCAAUGCGUGUAUUUGAUGAGCAUGGUGUUUGGCAACAAAAAAACAAACCUGCAAGUAUGACCGAAAAAAAGCAUUCAACUAUCCAACCCAUUGUUUAA
Molecule: messenger RNA, 1278 nt
Organism: Mucor velutinosus
Lineage: Eukaryota; Fungi; Mucoromycota; Mucoromycetes; Mucorales; Mucoraceae
Exons: 3
Coding region: 1-1278 (425 amino acids)
Biological process (GO): ceramide biosynthetic process
Cellular component (GO): endoplasmic reticulum membrane; plasma membrane; Golgi membrane
Molecular function (GO): sphingomyelin synthase activity; ceramide cholinephosphotransferase activity
Source: RefSeq, a predicted model, not a curated record